Messenger RNA from Talaromyces amestolkiae, 1305 nucleotides. RefSeq lists its product as uncharacterized. The transcript is spliced from 3 exons. The record is from RefSeq and is a predicted model, not a curated record. The coding region runs from base 1 to 1305 and encodes 434 amino acids. NCBI's taxonomy places the organism in Eukaryota, Fungi, Ascomycota, Eurotiomycetes, Eurotiales, Trichocomaceae. Gene Ontology annotation, molecular function: O-methyltransferase activity.
AUGUCAGAAUCAGCAUUUUCUUUAGAGAAAUUGAGCCAUGAAAUCACAGAUAAUGCCAAGAUCGUGAGCCACUACCUGGAUUCUCAAAAUCUACCUCAGCCCUCAUUUCGCAGCGAUGGCCCAAGUACCGUCCUGCCAAAGGGUUCUCCUCAAGCCAUCCACGAAGCUCGUGAGAACCUCAUCACUGCCUCUUUAGAGAUUCUGCAGCUGGCCAUUGGACCGAGCGAGUUUCUUCCGCAUUUGGCUACUGGUUUUCAAUACAUAUCCAGUCUUCGCUGGCUAUGUCAAUAUAAUAUCUUUCGUCUUGUCCCCCUCGACGCGUCAAUUAGCUAUGCCGAUCUCGCCACAGCUGCCAAAUUGCCCGAGCAAAGACUCAAAAGCAUCAUGCGCAUGGCCAUGACCAACUUUGUAUUUUGUGAACAAGCCGACGGUAAAAGCGUCGCUCAUUCCGCGACGUCGGCCUUGCUAGCGCGCAACGAAGACAUUCACGCUUAUGCGGCUUACAUGACUUCCUAUUCAGCACCACUCGCUCUACAAAUGGCGCCCGCGCAUAAGAAAUGGGGCGCUGGGACUACACGCACGUACGAGACGGCAUUCAAUCUGUCACACAAUACGGAUUUGACGUUUUUCGAGUAUCUUUCCAGAAACCAAGAUAUGAUGAAGGAUUUUGCGCAGUAUAUGCGGAAUGUGAGGAGUAGUGAGAGUAUUGAUAUCAAGCAUUUACUAAGUGGGUAUAAAUGGGAGAGUUUACCUAUCGGGUCAUUGGUUGUUGAUAUGGGAGGAUCAACUGGCACUUCUGCAAUUGCGCUGGCCAACGCGUAUCCCUACCUUACAUUUACCGUACAAGAUCUUCCCGAGAACGCAGAAAAUGGGCGCCAAGCGGCAGAAUCCCUGCCAGCAGACAUUGCCUCGCGCAUCAAUUUCCAAGCACACGACAUCACAAUCCCUCAGCCACUACAAGGCGCGAACAUCUACCUCCUCCGCAUGAUCCUACACGACUGGCCCGACCAUGAAGCCGUGCAGAUCCUAAAACACAUUGUGCGAGCAAUGGACAGUGCCAAAUCGCGGCUUCUCAUAAUGGACACUGCGCUGCCCAAGUCCGGGUCUGUGCCCGUCUCUGUAGAGCGAAUUGUGCGUGCCCGAGACCUUACGAUGAUGCAGGCUUUCAAUAGCAAAGAGCGGGACUUGGAGGAGUGGAAGGAGUUGUUUGCUGCUGCUGCGGUGGGGGAUGUCAGAUUGCAGCUGGUCAAUGUCGUACAGCCGUUCGGUAGUGCCAUGUCGGUACUCGAGCUGGCGUUGGCUUAA